GCUACCUGCUAGAUAGCGCUAGAUUUAUUCAGCGCCUGAACUGGGCUGAAUGCUGCUGUGUUCGUCGAUUUUUGGUAAAAUUUGUGUUUUUCGACCCCGUUAGUCGUUGUUUGAGAUUUAACACACAACACAAUACAAAGAAACGUUUAAUUUUCCAGAAGAAGGAACCGCACCGAUUUAUUACAAGUUUCACGCAACUCCAGAACAACUUUCAAAUCUUUAUCUGGUCCAUUAUUUUUAAGACAAUGUUCACAAAUUUGGCCAAUUACUUGCUGGGCUCAAUAGUAAAUCAAAAUCAGGGAGCAGCGGCAGAAGGGGUCGAAAACAGCAGCAUAAGACUGACAUCAGCAGAGCAGGAGGAUGACUGGGUGCUCGUGGACAGGGAUAGCGAGGGCAACUCGGACACCCUUUCGGUACGCAGCCUGGACGAAGGGGAAUACGAAGAGUCCGACACGGACAUACCUACUCCGGGAGAACUCUCAAGAACGAGUUCGUCAUCGUCCUUGCCACCCUACACGUCGAACAUGGAGGACUCAUGGUUCAUCACCCCUCCCCCAUGUUUUACGUCCGCGGGACCUAUUAAUAUGGAGACGUCACCGUUGGAAAACCUGCUUAUUGAACACCCCAGUAUGAGUGUCUACUUUAACUACUCAGGUAGAAGGCACGUUUUUGUGCCGGUCAGGACGCCUUCACCCACUUCAAGUGAAACUCAGCAAGAUGAGUUACAAGUUGAGGAAACCCAAGUUGAAACGGGUGAAAGGGUUGCUGUAAUACAAAACAGAGCACCUCUCUUGCAAAUCUUGCAGCAACAAGAAAGACAGAACUUCAAGAGCAAACGGGCUCAAAAGGCACAAAUGAAAAAAGCUUGCGAGGUAAUCAAACGAGGUUAUCUGCAACGUAACAAUAAGGCUCGUGAAGUAAACAGUCGCAAUCGUCGACAAAGACGUGGGGAGCGCUCUCAGGGUGCUAAUCGGUCCUACGCCAACAACAAUCGCAAGUGCUGAGCACAAACUGAUCUCAUUUCGCAACAUUUGAGAAAAUAAGUUCACAUUCAAAUUUUCAUUCUGGACUUCCCUUUGAUCCGCAGACGUCCUGCGGAUUUAUUGAUUCGUGAUAAGGGAAGUAUUAAUUAAAAAUCCCUUCAUGUUAUAUGUUUUGUUUAAAGUCUCGAAUGAAAAUGGAUUAUAUUUAUCGAAAAAGCACGUGUGAUCAAUAAAUUUUACCAAAGCACCGUGUUGUGUUCAUAAAAAUUUGAGAAUAGUACGUUGUAAAUGAACAAUAAAUACAUAGUACUUAUUUGUACUUAAAUGUUGCGAAGAAUUUUACUUUAAUUUUAAGUCUCAAAUAAUUUUAAUUUAUGUGCGUCACAUUACUACCUGCAAGUAGAACAAUUUUGUUGUUUUUAUACUGGGCAUUAGAAUUAUUAAUUUCAUUUUGGCCAGUUGUUUACUUGUCCGUUCAUGUAAUGUGAUCGAAUCCUUGUAAAUAAUGCAGAGAUAUAGUAUAUUUUUAUUAUUAAUUAAUUCAGUGAGAAAACUAUAUUUUAAAAUGUAACUUAUUUCCGUUGGUUAUUUUCUCGCAAUUAAUUAUUUUAUUAGCUAAUGUGUUUGUCGACUCCGUGAAUACUUCUCAAAUUUAUUUUUUCUACGUACACUUACAUCGGGUCUUCACGCUAUGAGGAAUUCAGGAAGCGUUCACGGAUUCCAAAAACGGAAUAAUAUAAAUUACUGACAAUAUUUACAAACAUUCUAAUAGUUAUGUGAUCAUAACAGAGAGUCUGUGAUUUUAUUAUACUUAGUGGUAGCUCUCUGCGAUGACGGCAUAUUUAUUUGCGAAAUUAUAUUGUUAAUUUAUGCAGUUGUACCAUCCAAAACUGUUACUGACGCAGUACAAAAAAGAAAUCGUUUAAUUUUCAAGAGGCCCUUAGCGAACACUCAUUGUAGAUAAUUAAUGUUCAUGGUAUAACGUUUGAUUGUUUCUUUAAACGUAUAUUUUUAGGUGAGUGAUGAUACUGAAUUUGAGUCUUGACGGGCAGGUAUUUUUAAACCCUGUAACGACAUAAUAUUUCGCUUUUAGUGUUUAGAUUAAAAAAAAAUUGAUAUGAAAUAAAAAAAAUAUUCAAAUAAAUGAAACAAAAAAUAUUAGAAGCAAUGUUGUAUCUUGCUAUUUUUUUAUGCUUUUUUUGCGCCUAACAAUUUCUCUGUCGUCUGAAGAAAAGAUGCAGAGAAAGCUGAUUUAUAUGUUCAAAUUAAUUUGUAUUAAUUAAAGUAUAGUUAUUUAUUAUUGCUUGAUAUUCAGUUUUCCUUCCGAUUUUCUCGGACAAUAUUCUUGUUGAUUCAUCUUCAAAAUUUCCUUUUUUUAAGUCAUUAAUUUGACCCAAAUGUGCGAACAAGGGUCUGAUACCAGGUUCCAUUAUUCCAAAUGUAUAUAUAAAUUAAGGGGUAGUGCCAUUUUUGAGAUUGGAAGAAAAGGUGAUUUUGAGGAAUUAAAAAAAAAGGAAUCGAAGGAAGACCAAAACUUCGCAUUAAAUUGUUAUUAACAAUGAAAAUUGUUAAUCAAUCGAAAAACCUCUAUGACGUUCCUUGAAUUGUGUUAUUGUGAACUUCUGAACAAAAUUUCAAAUUUCCAUUUCCAUUUAAAAAUAAGUGGUUUCUCGAAAAAUGCUUUUAAAGCCAUUCAGCAUAAGAAUCUAAGAUCUUGGUCUAAGACUCUAUCUAGCCUCUAUGGAGUAUGUUUCCACGAGUUACAAUAAGUACUGGAGCAUGUUGCGAGUGGUUGCGUUCCACUUCAAAAAAACUCGUGUUCCCGAUUUUUUCUUACCCUAAACCUUUUUUUCCUAUAUUCUUCAUGUAAUAAAGCAUUGUUUAAACAAUUUAUAGAAAUAUCAGUGUUUUCAAAAUUCUAUUCUUUAUGCUAUUGGCAUUUCACCAAUAAUCUCCAUAUAGACAUAAAUUAACGACAGCUCACAAGUAUACGACGGGCAUUAGCGAAUUUACUUUUCAGUGAUGUGACAUCCAGUGAUAGCACCUCGUAUAAACACCAACGUUUUUUAUUUAAAUUUCACGAUCAUUAAAGAAAUUUCAAUAUGUACUUCUAGAUCUGUGUGCGAAAUUCCCCGAUAAUUUUCAGUUUUCAUUUAUUCUGACUGAAUUUAAAUUUUUGUAUCGAAAUUAAAAAAACAUUACAUUUUCUCAAGUUUUUCUUUUAAUUGUGGUCCUUUUAUUUUUAACUUGAGCUCUUUAAUUUUUUUUUCUUAUUUAACAGUUAUUGUUUUUUCCUAUUCUUCCCAAUAAUUUGACAAGAGAAAAAUAAUAUAUUUUACAUAAUUUUCUAGCAAAUGUACAGUAUUACAUUUUUAAAUUUGAGUUAUUUUCAUAUAUCGGUCCAAAAAAAGACUAAUUCAAAUGCAAAUUAUGCAAAUGCAGUAAAAUUAUAACAUUGAAUGCUACUUUUCCACUAAAACUACAAAAAUGUAAUAUUUUCUAGUGUCGUUCAAAUUAUUAAAAAGUAUUUUUGGAAAAGCCAUUAAUAAUGUUGAAUAUUGGUAUUCUAACUAGAAAAAUAAGGGAAGAGCGAAAUUAAAAAUAUAAGCGCUACAAUAAAGAAAAUAAAAUAUUUAUUAUUUUUUAA
This is a messenger RNA of Anoplophora glabripennis (Asian longhorned beetle), 3630 nucleotides long. RefSeq names its product tumor protein p53-inducible nuclear protein 2 (gene TP53INP). The record is from RefSeq and is a predicted model, not a curated record. The transcript has 4 exons. Bases 246 to 1004 code for a protein of 252 amino acids. Gene Ontology annotation, biological process: autophagosome assembly; positive regulation of DNA-templated transcription. Gene Ontology annotation, cellular component: autophagosome; nucleus. Lineage: Eukaryota; Metazoa; Arthropoda; Insecta; Coleoptera; Cerambycidae.